AUGAGGGGUUUGGUGCGCAGCGGUCUUUGGAGCACCGCCUUUGUCAUCUCCUUCACCUCCGUCCUCUCGUUAUUAUCAAAUUCGCUUCAAAGUAGCGAGAUCGGGUACGACAUCCCGGAUACCGCCACGCUCAACGUGAAUCCGAUAGUGAGCCCUUCGUUACAAGAUGUGAAUCUUCAGCCGCGACCGGCGGGCUUGCAACGCAGUAGCGUGUCAGCUUCAAGCGGGGAUGCUUUUCUGAGAUCGGAUCUGCACUCAGCAAGCAAUGUGCGGACGCAGGAGGAGUUUUCACAGCAGUUUCCUUCUGAGAACUCCCAGGGUCCGAAGCCGCGAAUCACUGGAAAAUCUGAAGAUCCGCAGCCGUUGAUUCCUGGGAAUGCGCAAGAUCCAACGCAGAGGCUGCUUCACGGGAUCGAUGUGGUCGAGAUGGAGGCUGAGGAAGAUGAGACAAUCGUAAAGAGGGAAUCCAUGGAAGAUGGAAUCAGGAAAGAGGUAGCAGCAUCUGACCGGAGGUCUCUUUCAUCAACUUCGUAUUUAUCCGGAAAUUCGAAUUUCGGGGAGGGGAACGUGAAUGUUCUACAAUCGAAUGUUCCCGUAGCGGAGAAUUUGGUGUCCGACAGGAGAAUAUGCGGAGAGGGGCCGUUGAAGGUGUUUGUGUACGAUCUGCAUCAGAAGUUCAAUUUCGGGCUGUUUCGACAUAAGGAGCUCGAGAGCUUGCCUUUUAGCGCUGAUGAAGCUCCUCAGCUGCGGUAUCAGCGGAAGGCGAAUGGAGGGGUGUCCGGACGAGGUUUCGAACACAGCGGCGAAUAUUUCAUCGUCUUCAACCUACUGGCAAACAACCAUACUGACAGCAGCAAGAGCAACGGCGACAUUAUAAGAGUAACGGAUCCCGCUGCAGCGGAUGUGUUCUUCGUGCCCUUCCUGGCGUCGCUCAGCUUCAACAUCUUCACCACCAAUGGCAUGCGAGGCGCGCUGGCGGAAAAAGACAAGAUCCUCCAGGAGGAGCUGUGGAGCGUGCUCAAGGAGUCCCCAUGGUGGCAGCGGUCGGGCGGCAGGGAUCACAUCAUCCCCAUGCUGCAGCCCAAUGCUCUUCGCCACAUUCGCCAGCGCCUCGCCCCGGCCAUGUUCCUGCUGCUCGACUUCGGCCGACAAAGUCAGAAGUGUGUUCUGCUGAGUCACUCGGGAGGCAGGGAUCACAUCAUCCCCAUGCUGCAGCCCAACGCGCUUCGCCACAUUCGCCAGCGCCUCGCCCCGGCCAUGUUCCUGCUGCUCGACCUCGGCCGGUGCGUCCCUUUACUGUCUCCUCCUUCAAGUCUCACUGGGUCGUUCCCUUGGGUCAGACAAAGUCAGAAGUGUGUUCUGCUGAGUCACUCGGGAGGCAGGGAUCACAUCAUCCCCAUGCUGCAGCCCAACGCCCUUCGCCACAUCCGCCAGCGCCUCGCUCCGGCCAUGUUCCUGCUGCUCGACUUCGGCCGGUGCGUCCCUUUACUGUCUCCUCCUUCAAGUCUCACUGGGUCGUUCCCUUGGGUCAGACAAAGUCAGAAGUGUGUUCUGCUGAGUCACUCGGGAGGCAGGGAUCACAUCAUCCCCAUGCUGCAGCCCAACGCGCUUCGCCACAUUCGCCAGCGCCUCGCCCCGGCCAUGUUCCUGCUGCUCGACUUCGGCCGGUGCGUCCCUUUACUGUCUCCUCCUUCAAGUCUCACUGUGUCGUUCCCUUGGGUCAGACAAAGUCAGAAGUGUGUUCUGCUGAGUCACUCGGGAGGCAGGGAUCACAUCAUCCCCAUGCUGCAGCCCAACGCCCUUCGCCACAUCCGCCAGCGCCUCGCUCCGGCCAUGUUCCUGCUGCUCGACUUCGGCCGGUGCGUCCCUUUACUGUCUCCUCCUUCAAGUCUCACUGGGUCGUUCCCUUGGGUCAGACAAAGUCAGAAGUGUGUUCUGCUGAGUCACUCGGGAGGCAGGGAUCACAUCAUCCCCAUGCUGCAGCCCAACGCGCUUCGCCACAUUCGCCAGCGCCUCGCUCCGGCCAUGUUCCUGCUGCUCGACUUCGGCCGGUGCGUCCCUUUACUGUCUCCUCCUUCAAGUCUCACUGGAUCGUUCCCUUGGGUCAGACAAAGUCAGAAGUGUGUUCUGCUGAGUCACUCGGGAGGCAGGGAUCACAUCAUCCCCAUGCUGCAGCCCAACGCGCUUCGCCACAUCCGCCAGCGCCUCGCCCCGGCCAUGUUCCUGCUGCUCGACUUCGGCCGGUGCGUCCCUUUACUGUCUCCUCCUUCAAGUCUCACUGGGUCGUUCCCUUGGGUCAGACAAAGUCAGAAGUGUGUUCUGCUGAGUCACUCGGGAGGCAGGGAUCACAUCAUCCCCAUGCUGCAGCCCAACGCCCUUCGCCACAUCCGCCAGCGCCUCGCUCCGGCCAUGUUCCUGCUGCUCGACUUCGGCCGGUGCGUCCCUUUACUGUCUCCUCCUUCAAGUCUCACUGGGUCGUUCCCUUGGGUCAGACAAAGUCAGAAGUGUGUUCUGCUGAGUCACUCGGGAGGCAGGGAUCUCAUCAUCCCCAUGCUGCAGCCCAACGCGCUUCGCCACAUUCGCCAGCGCCUCGCUCCGGCCAUGUUCCUGCUGCUCGACUUCGGCCGGUGCGUCCCUUUACUGUCUCCUCCUUCAAGUCUCACUGGGUCGUUCCCUUGGGUCAGACAAAGUCAGAAGUGUGUUCUGCUGAGUCACUCGGGAGGCAGGGAUCACAUCAUCCCCAUGCUGCAGCCCAACGCCCUUCGCCACAUCCGCCAGCGCCUCGCUCCGGCCAUGUUCCUGCUGCUCGACUUCGGCCGGUGCGUCCCUUUACUGUCUCCUCCUUCAAGUCUCACUGGGUCGUUCCCUUGGGUCAGACAAAGUCAGAAGUGUGUUCUGCUGAGUCACUCGGGAGGCAGGGAUCUCAUCAUCCCCAUGCUGCAGCCCAACGCGCUUCGCCACAUUCGCCAGCGCCUCGCUCCGGCCAUGUUCCUGCUGCUCGACUUCGGCCGGUGCGUCCCUUUACUGUCUCCUCCUUCAAGUCUCACUGGGUCGUUCCCUUGGGUCAGACAAAGUCAGAAGUGUGUUCUGCUGAGUCACUCGGGAGGCAGGGAUCACAUCAUCCCCAUGCUGCAGCCCAACGCGCUUCGCCACAUUCGCCAGCGCCUCGCCCCGGCCAUGUUCCUGCUGCUCGACUUUGGCCGGUGCGCCCAAGGCGUGGCCUGGCUGAGCAAGGACAUAGUGGUCCCGUACAACCAUAUAGCACCGCCUUACACGGAGCCUGCGUUCUCUUGUGCUGCCACACAAACCCAUUCCCCCAAUGCAGCCCGGCUGAGCAAGGACAUAGUGGUCCCCUACAACCACAUAGCGCCGCCUUACACGGAGCCUGCGAGCUAUGGGGAGGCGCAGGGGCCAUGGGAGGCGCGAACCACACUGCUGUUCUUCCAAGGGACCAUCAUGCGGAAGGAUGUGAGUGUGAGGGCGGUGAGAGGGAGCAUGUUGAAUGGGGCUGUAUGGAUGGGGAAAGGGUGUGGCAUAGGAAGAGUUUGCGAGCAGGAGGGGUACAUCCGCAAGCUCAUCUUUGACAUGUAUCACAAGGAGCCGGACGUGAGGUUCGUUGAGAGCAAGAUCACCGGUCCGCAAGACAUCAUCUCGGCAGCAGAGGGGCUGCAAAACUCGCGCUUCUGUCUGAAUGCAGCGGGGGACACCCCUUCGUCUGCUCGCCUCUUUGACGCCAUCGUCAGCCACUGCGUGCCCGUGGUGAUCAGCAACAAGAUCGAGCUGCCCUUUGAGACGUCCAUUGAUUAUUCCGACUUCACGCUCUUUGUCUCCCAUGAGGACGCCCUGCGCCAGGGCUACCUGCUGCGCCUGCUGCGCGCAUUCCCCAGGGAGAGGUGGCUGCGCAUGUGGCAGAACCUGCAGCACGUGAAGCACCACUUUGAAUUCCAGUACCCAUCGCAACCAGGUGACGCAGUCAGCAUGGUGUGGAGGGAAAUCCGCAAGAAGCUUCCUCGCGUGCGGUUGGCAAUCCACCGGGGGAAGCGGCUAGUGGUGCGCGAUUGGACCAAUGUGUGA
This is a messenger RNA of Closterium sp. NIES-65, 4074 nucleotides long. The record is from the annotation of a GenBank genome assembly. NCBI's taxonomy places the organism in Eukaryota, Viridiplantae, Streptophyta, Zygnematophyceae, Desmidiales, Closteriaceae.